AUGACUGGUGUUAUACCUCUCAAUCAACUUGCAGGUGCGCGCGGUGCCCACGGAAUCUUCGGCACGUGCAGAGGACCCCGACCCGAAACUCCCACGCCACACCUCGCGCCUCUAAACCCAGGACAUCAACUUGACUCGAUCACGCAUCCCACCCAACUUGUCUUCGUCGCAUCGCGACAUUCCUCCUUCCCGCACGACCUCCUACCCGACCCGGAAUUGUCCCGCCUCCGCAAUCCGACUUUGGCAUCCCGAUUCAACCCAACCGAACCCUGUCCGAAUCCCGCCAGCGCAAUGCAUGACGACGAGCCUUCGUUGAACAUACCCUCUCUUCUUACUCUGGCAGUGGUAUCCUUCUUUGUGUUACGAUGGUUCUUUAACCGCGACGACAGCCCCUCUACUGGCGGCCGGCCCCGCGGACGUGGGAAUGUCGUCGAUCCAGCCCAGGUGGAGCAGAUCUUGCAGAUGUUCCCUCAGCUGAGCACCCGUGAGAUCAUGUGGGACCUGCAGCGUAAUGGCGGCAGCGUUGCGGCGACGACAGAGAGAAUCUUGGCCGGGCGGGGUCUGGAAACUCCGCCUCCAUCAUUCCAACCCCAGGUUGUGAUGCCCGCGAAUCGCCCAGCCACGCAGGCUACCUCUACAACUGCAUCGACGUCGAAGGCGGGUGGGCAGGAUUUGAUAUCCCGUUAUAACCUGAGCGCGAAGCUCGCAAGUGAGAACGCAGAGGCUAUCUCAGCGACGCCUUCCAAAAAUGCCUGGUCCCAGAAUAAAGAAGAGCGACAACGGCUUCUGCAGAAGCGCCGCGACGAGAUGAUCCUCGCGGCGCGGAGGAAGAUGAUGCAAAAGGAGCAGGGUAAUGCCCAAUGA
Penicillium atrosanguineum is the source of this 864-nucleotide messenger RNA. RefSeq lists its product as uncharacterized. The transcript has 3 exons. The coding region runs from base 1 to 864 and encodes 287 amino acids. The record is from RefSeq and is a predicted model, not a curated record. Gene Ontology annotation, molecular function: ubiquitin binding. Lineage: Eukaryota; Fungi; Ascomycota; Eurotiomycetes; Eurotiales; Aspergillaceae.